AUGCUCGACAUGAUACGGCCCACGCGCUGGCGCGGUGUCGCCCUCGCCGUCUACUAUACCGUGCCGUCGCUCGGCGCCUCGCUCGGCCCGCUGGUCGGCGGCUUCCUCGUGCACGCGGGCGGCGGCUGGCGCUGGACAUUUCUCUCGGCGGCUUUUUCCGCUCCGCUGCUGGGCGGCGUGGCGCUCGUCAUGGCGCCGAUCCCAUGGUGUUUCUGGAUCUAUGGCGAACGGAUUCGGAAAAGGAGCCGCCACGAGACGAGUAUAUAG
This is a messenger RNA of Cordyceps militaris CM01, 267 nucleotides long. RefSeq names its product general substrate transporter. Gene Ontology annotation, molecular function: spermine transmembrane transporter activity; spermidine transmembrane transporter activity. Gene Ontology annotation, biological process: spermidine transport; transmembrane transport; spermine transport. The record is from RefSeq and is a predicted model, not a curated record. Lineage: Eukaryota; Fungi; Ascomycota; Sordariomycetes; Hypocreales; Cordycipitaceae. The coding region runs from base 1 to 267 and encodes 88 amino acids. The transcript has 2 exons.